UUUUAUACGAUUUUAUUGCAUUUUUGAGUAAAAAAUGAUGUUCCAGGAAGAAAACGAUGUUUCUCAGAUCGAAAGAGAGCCUAGAGUCACUUCUAUGGAUCCCAAUGAAAGAAAAUUAGCACGAAAAAUGAGAAUUCAAAGAAGAUUGGAAGCAAUUAAAAAAAAACAAAUAAUUGAAACAGAAGGUGAAGAUUAUACAGAUAACGACAUAAAAAACUCUGUCCAGCAACAAAUUUUAAGAAGUUUUGAAUUACUUGAAAAAUACAUUAAUCAGGGUGAUGAGUAUAUUACAAAUGUUAGAAUUGCAAACGAUUCAAGGGAAGUGGAUAGACGUGAAAGGGAGGGUUUGGGUAGAGAGCAAAUAAUUCAAUCCCUCGAGGAAGAGUCUAAACUGGCGGAGGAUAAGUUUAACGAAAUUGCCGAUAAAUGGUCGGAAGUGUUGCGUUACAACGAUCCUCUGCUGAUAAACGACUCGAUUUUGGAGCAGAAAGAGCGCGGGAACGAGCUUUUAGCUCAAAAAGAUGCGUUAAUUGCUAGUUUGAAGUUGGAACUGAGAAAUGCCGAAAGAGAGUUUUCCAGUGAUCAAAGAAAACAAAUUGAGGAUAUCACCACGUUAACGUCUCGUAUAGAAAAACAGCUUGUUUUCAUGCGUAAAAUUUACAACCAAGAGCUGAACAACAUCGAAAAGGUGAUGUUGGAGGAGAGAGACAAACUGCUGGCGGAAGCGCAGAAAAGAUGGGAGGAUUUAUACAAAGAAAGAGAUUUGGAGGAGGCCAAAAACUCCGACGCCAAACUGGAAGCGUUGGAGAGGUAUCAGGAGCAGAUUGAAAUUCUGCGGAGAGAUUUUCAGGAGCUUUACAGAGGCACGAAAAUUCGGGUCGAGCACGACAUAGAAGAUCUCCAAAAGGAACUUGAAAGCAUUAAAGCUUUGACCCUGUUAAAUAAUGGUAAAUUGGACUACAAUUACCAGAUUUUAAAAAAGCGGGAGGACGAAAAUAUAAGAAUAAAAGCACAGCAGAAGAGAAAGUUGAAUCAGCUGAGGGACCUUGUCAUAAAUUUGAGAAAGAAGAAUAAGGAUUACGAGGAAAAUUCCUUGGCAACCAUCAAAAAGUUGGAGGAGGAUAUCAAGAAGCUGAACGCUUGUAUUUUGGAGGUGGAAUCGAAAGCUGACCAUUUCGCUUCCAUAAACGACCGAAAAUUCGAUCAGAUCCUCGCGAUGAACAAACUGGAAGUGGAAAAACUUUUGCAGCGCAUUAAAGAAGUGGAUCAAAUUAUCCACGUGCAACAAAUGGGCGAGCCCUGGGUCCCAUUUGAAAUUAACAUUAGGUUUCACUAUUACGAAAACAUGCGACGCGGGAUUACCAUGGGGGCCAUGAGAGGAAGUGUUGCCGAAAGAAGGUUAAGUAUUUCAGAUUUCGCCAAAAUUUCCUCGAAAGGAUCCGGGGACUCGGAAUCCUUUGUCUCUCUGGAUUCCCAAGACAUAGCUUUGAAAAAAACAGCUGCAAACAUGUUGAAGGAAGUUAAGUUGCAAGAAGGAGACACAGAAAAUUUGUGUGCGUUGGUUAAGGAUAUCAUGAGAAAACUUGCCGAUAAUACAGGUUUUUUGGCCGAGGAAAAGCUAAUGGAAAUACUCACUCCAUACACAAAUGUCCAAAAGACUGUGGUUAUGGUCGACAAUACUUUUGUGGCACUCGGUAUAAAAGAUAAGGACGAUAUGAACCUUUUGGUCCAAUAUUUCCUGCCAUACACUUGGUGUCCGGAGUGUUGCAAUGCAGACAUAGUCGAUGAUCGUGACGAUACAGCCAGCGCAAAGUCUGCGACCAUGAUUGCUAGAGACAGAAAAGAGAGUGUUUUACACAACCUGGGCACCGUUUCCAAGAUCUCCCAGUUGGACUACACAAGGGGGGUGGAAUUCUGCGAGGAAAAUUUGAUGAAAGCCAUUCAGGACGUUGACUCGGUGAUCCCGAAUGUGGUGCGGGAAGUUGCCGAUUCAGCGGAUUUCGAUGAUUUGAAUUUGUCUCCUUUCGAAGAUAAAUCGGUAGUUUCGCCCGGAGUGUCCGAAAGUCAGCCCAACAGAACCACAAGGUUUGCCGAAAAAGUUGACACCGACAACGAUCAAAAUAGAAACGCAGCCGUGGAUAUGGUGCAUUGUGCGAUGUUUCAUCCUUUAAGCAUCAGUCCAGUGCACGUUUUAACGGCCCUGAAAAACUUUGUCACUGCCUUUUACUCUGGUAACAAUCAAAUCGUAAAACCUACGAUCCAAGAUCGUUUGGAUAACAAACGGGAAACGGUUUCGAGACAAUUGCCACAUUCUGAAAUUAAGAGAUUUUGGUUAAAAUAUAAAACUGUUUUCCCUGAGGAAAAAAAGCAACUCUGGAAGGCUCUUUUAAGGGGGUUGAUAAAGUACCAUGAAAUUUUGAAACAAAGAAAACUGGUCAGUCUCGAGGUGGUUCAUUUAAGAGGACAAAAUAAGGAAUUAAAGCAAAUUCUUUCGAAUUAUUUGCACCAUGGUAAAGCAAUGGACCCUCCAUGUGGAGAAAUGCGGGAAAGCAAGUUUUCCAAGGGAAAAUGUAUCGAAAAGAGAUGA
Molecule: messenger RNA, 2587 nt
Organism: Brassicogethes aeneus
Lineage: Eukaryota; Metazoa; Arthropoda; Insecta; Coleoptera; Nitidulidae
Source: the annotation of a GenBank genome assembly